GUGGAGUGAAGCUCCGCUGCUCUCAAUGAAAGAGGGGGUGAGCAGUAAUGCAGAGGGUUGUAAGAUGGCAGAGCUACAAAUGUUAUUAGAGGAAGAGAUCCCGGCUGGAAAAAGAGCGCUCGUGGAGAGCUACCAAAACCUUUCAAGGGUUGCGGAAUAUUGCGAGAAUAAUUAUGUGCAGGCACAAGACAAGAGGAAAGCCCUUGAGGAGACCAAAGCCUACACCACCCAGUCCCUGGCUAGCGUGGCCUAUCAGAUCAAUGCCUUAGCCAACAAUGUGCUACAGCUGCUGGAUAUUCAGGCUUCGCAGCUGCGUAGGAUGGAGUCUUCCAUCAACCAUAUCUCUCAGACUGUGGACAUUCAUAAAGAAAAAGUUGCCAGACGAGAGAUCGGGAUCCUCACCACCAACAAAAACACAUCUCGGACCCACAAGAUCAUUGCCCCCGGCAACAUGGAGCGACCCGUGCGCUACAUUAGGAAGCCCAUAGACUACACCCUGCUGGAUGAUGUGGGUCACGGUGUUAAAUGGCUUAAAGCAAAGCAAGGGAAUAACCAGCCUGCUCGGGGAGGUGGAGGAACAUUAUCCAGGACCAACCCACCCACACAGAAGCCCCCCAGCCCACCCAUGGCAGGGAGGGGUACACUGGGACGAAACACUCCGUAUAAGACCCUUGAGCCAGUCAAGCCUCCUGUGGUGCCAAAUGACUACAUGACCAGUCCAGCACGUCUGGGCAGCCAGAACAGCCCUGGACGCACGGCUUCACUCAACCAGAGACCCAGAACACACAGUGGCAGUAGUGGGGGCAGUGGCGGUCGAGAGAACAGCAGUAAUAGCAUGGGAAUCCCUCUGGCUGUGCCAACACCCUCCCCUCCCAGUAUGGCACCAGUAGUUCCUCCAGGUCCAGGUUUGGGUCCGAUCCCCAUGUCUCAGUUUGGGACGAUCUCUCGGCAGAUUUCCAGGCACAACUCCACCACUUCCUCCUCCGCCUCCAUGGUGUCAGCUACCGGCACCUACCGCCGCGCCCCCGCCAGCUCGUCGCAGUUCUCUGUGUCUCAACCACACCUGAACGGAGGUCCCACACACCCCCAGAACACAAUGUCUGUCGCUCCACCGCCUCCACCCAUGGUGCAGCUAACGCCUCAGAUUCCCCUCACUGGCUUUGUGGCCAGAGUUCAGGAGAACAUAACAGACAGCCCAUCUCCACCUCCUCCUCCUUUACCUGAGGACACGCCCCUGUUUGAGGAAGCAGCUCCACCCCCUCCACCUCCACCUGUGGAUUACGAUGAAGAAGACCCAGCCCUGGUGCACUACAAUGACCCGUAUGCUGAUGAAGACCCCAACUGGGCCCCCAAGUCCUAUAUAGAGAAGGUGGUGGCCAUCUAUGACUAUACAAAGGACAAAGACGAUGAGCUUUCCUUCAUGGAGGGCGCCAUCAUCUACAUCAUCAAAAAAAAUGAUGACGGCUGGUUCGAGGGCGUGUGUAAUGGCGUGACCGGUCUGUUUCCUGGCAACUACGUCGAAUCCAUCAUGCACUACGCUGACUAACAGCAACUCACCGAGAUAAAGUGGCCAAUCAGUUACAAACAUUGCAAAGUGCAUUAGGAUAUGACUGAAUGUUUGUUUUUGUCCAGUGUAUCCAAGCAUCUACAAUGCUCUUUUUUUAAGGAAAGAGAGCUUGUAAUGCAUUUACACAGAAUAUGAGAAGAAACAAACAGAUCUCUCUUCUCUCUGGUUAGGUUGCCAUAUAUAUUUUGUACAUAUAAUACAGUGGGAAAUUGCCUGAAGGGCUGUUGUUUUUGUGCGUGUUUGGUCAAUGUACUGAGACCCAUGUUUGCCAAGUUUCUGCUAGGUCUAGUUAGCUUUUUUUAUUUCCAAAAAAAAAAAAAAAAGAAAGAAAUUGUUCUCUCUAUUUUUUUUUUUUUUUACUCAACUGUCAAGCUAUUUCUUUAUGUCAGGAAGAAAUGUUUGAAUGUCAUUUCUUAUAUGUUAUUAUGCCUGGUAAAGAAAAUGACAAUUAUUUCUUGUCUAGCAUUUUGCCUUCAGGACUUGCUGAUAUUUUCUAUAAUUUUACCUCUCUUACCUCUCAUGACUGUAAGGUGAGGGUAAAGACAGAUGCAGUAAUGUGCAGAGAUUCUCCUUUAUAUCAAACUAAACACCAUGUUGGUGAAUCUCUCGAAACCUGUCAAAAGCAUGUAUGGGUUAUAUUUCAAUCCAAAAGUCACAGGAAAGAAUUAAGAAAUUAUAUUUUGCUUAAAGAAAAAGUCUGUUAUUAGGACCAUUAAGAUGUUUUGCAGUGUAACAUUAAUUUCAUGACAAUUAAGCACAUUUCCACCCCUAAUUCUCAUUACAGUAAUGCAAAAUUUAUAAAUAAUAAUAAUGGUAAUAUUUGAUAACGAUAAAAAAUAAUGCCGGUAUUUGUUGGACUUCCUCUAAUUUAUGCUAAUUUAAAUCAAAAAUCAUUGUAUUACAGUAUUUUUUUUAUUUUUUUUUUCUGUAUUAGAGUAAUGAGAAUCACUUUUAAGAAUUUUAAGAAUAACCAAAAAAAAAAAAAAACAUUGUUAGUAACGUGCAGACGCAUGGUAAUCAAAUAAGAAAUAUGAAAUUUGGGGUAAAUGUGAUUCAUAUUUUUACACUGAAAAAAAAUUAUACGAAGAUUUUUAGAAGAAUAUUUCAGCUCUAUUGGUUUAUUCAUUGCAAGUGAAUGGUGACCAAAACUUUGAAGUUCCAAAAAUCACAUAAAGGCAGCAUAAAAGUAAUCCAUAAGACUGCAGUGGUUUAAUCCAUGUCUUCUGAAGUGAUAUGAUAGGUGAGGGUGAACAGUUCAAUAUUUAAUUCAUUUUUUACUAUAAAUCUCUACCUUCACUUUCCCUUUCACAUUUUUUUUUCUUUUGUUUUUGAUAUACACAUUCUUCAUGCAUAUUGCCACCUACUGGGCAGGGAGGAGAAUUUAUAUUAAAAAAGGACUUAAAUAUUGAUCUUUUUCUCACCCACACCUAUCACAUCACUUUUGAAGACAUGGAAUAAACCACUGGAGACUUAUGGAUUACUUCUAUGUCUUUAUGUGCUUUUUUGGAGCUUAAAAAUGUCGGCCUCCAUUCACUUACAUUGUAAGGACAUACAGAGCUGAAAUAUUCUUCUAAAAAUCUUUGUGUUCAGCAGAAGAAUGAAAGUCAUACACAUCUGGGAUGGCAUGAGGGUAAAUGAUGAGAGAAUGUCAACUAUAUAUGUGACCUAGACAUGUUUUUAUGAGAUUCACCCGUAUUCGGUUUGAUAUUGUUCGGAAAAUGACCAUUGCUGUUUUAAACUGCUGAAGUAUUGUGAACUUUUCUUUUGCACUGACUGCGGGACACUGGCGUACUAACCAGUCCCAAACGUUGCCCAGAGAUAAAAAACAAAAAUUCUCGCAGAAUGAGAAAAUACAUCUCAAACUCGAUUGUUUUAUGAAGUAGCAAAAGCAGUUUUUGUCAUUAGAUAUUUUUUGUAUGGGGACCACAUAAAAGAGGAUGUGGAUCUUUUUUAUUUUGGCCAGUUCAGAAGGUUGGCUGAAUUUUAGUGAUAAUCCAAUGAUUUCUUUGAAUAAUCAGGUUUAGUGUGUAGUACAGAUGAAUGUGAGCUCAUAAAUCUGAAAAUAUACGAACUGUAAGCAUGGCACAAACAUCAAGAUGUUUCUGUUUUUUAGAAGUGUCUCGUACUGCUGUUGAAGGCGAACAGUGUUUGAUUACUAGUUUUAUUUAUUUAAUUCAAUUAAAUAUCUGUGAGAUUGUAUCUCACAUAUAGAGCUGUCUGAACAAUGACCACUUAAUGUUAAGCAUUGCAAGGCCUUGUCAUGAGAUGUGCAAGUGAUCUGUAAUUUAAAUGUUCUUUUGCAGAAUAUCUGCAAAUAAUAUAAUCUCUAUUAUCGUUUUGUAUAUAUAAUCUGUUUGUCUUUUUAUGUACAGUCUCUUUUAUAAUAAAGCACAGUCCUGUGCAUCACAUUGUUUUAGAUAUUUUUGGUUCUAAUGACAAAUCUUAUGAUUUG
Myxocyprinus asiaticus (Chinese sucker) is the source of this 4019-nucleotide messenger RNA. Its product is annotated as abl interactor 1-like. The record is from RefSeq and is a predicted model, not a curated record. NCBI's taxonomy places the organism in Eukaryota, Metazoa, Chordata, Actinopteri, Cypriniformes, Catostomidae. Bases 26 to 1546 code for a protein of 506 amino acids. The transcript has 11 exons. Gene Ontology annotation, molecular function: SH3 domain binding. Gene Ontology annotation, cellular component: intracellular anatomical structure; lamellipodium.